GUCCCUCUCGUCGCCAUGGCCGGUCGAGAUUACUGUGCCGCGAUUCAGGAGCUGAAGGAAACCCAUGAUCGCCUCGCAAGCAGCAUAUCGGAUCUAAAUAGCUUUAAGGACUGGGUCCUUGGCUCAAAGCGGACGCUCGACAAUCUUCAGAGAAGACUGGUACUGGAGGAACAAGCCCGGCGAGCUGCAGAGGAGAGAGAAAACGCACUAUUAGAAGAAGUUGCUCGCCUACGGGCCCUUCUCCAGCAAGAGCGAGACUGCCACAUCCCCUACGACAGAAGUUGUGCGCGUACUCGAAGUGGUCGUCUUGUGAGGAACUAACCGUGCUUCAAGUUGAGGCAUACAAUAACAAAGUCAUUUGGCCCCU
Messenger RNA from Phytophthora nicotianae INRA-310, 367 nucleotides. RefSeq lists its product as hypothetical. The transcript has a single exon. Bases 16 to 321 code for a protein of 101 amino acids. The record is from RefSeq and is a predicted model, not a curated record. Lineage: Eukaryota; Oomycota; Peronosporomycetes; Peronosporales; Peronosporaceae.